Molecule: messenger RNA, 1010 nt
Organism: Hordeum vulgare subsp. vulgare (domesticated barley)
Lineage: Eukaryota; Viridiplantae; Streptophyta; Magnoliopsida; Poales; Poaceae
Product: 50S ribosomal protein L6, chloroplastic
Exons: 3
Coding region: 190-870 (226 amino acids)
Biological process (GO): translation
Cellular component (GO): ribosome
Molecular function (GO): structural constituent of ribosome; rRNA binding
Source: RefSeq, a predicted model, not a curated record
CAGUUUGUUUGAGACGGGAAGAUGCUUUAGCCCGUGCGCUCCACUGUCUCGGGUCCGAUCGAGGUCUGAAGCGGCUGCCCCCCCUGCCAGCCUCUCCCCCCUUCUUCUGUGGAUAAAGGAUAAGAAACCUGCACCGGAACAAGAAGAAGCGUGCACACCGAGCAAGCGGCGGCAACACCGAGCCCGUCCAUGGCGUCCCUCUCCCCCUCCCUCCACCUCCCUUGCAAUUCAAGAACUGGCUUCCUUGGGAAGUCACGAGGCAUACAUCUUCGUGUUAUCCCUGCUGGCAGAGUUGGUUUCGUUAGAAAAACAGUGGAAUGCAAGGAGUCUAGAAUCGGAAAGAAGCCGAUUGAAGUUCCAUCAAAUGUUACUCUAACACUAGAGGAGCAGUUUGUCAAAGCUAAGGGUCCGCUCGGAGAAUUGUCAUUAAACUAUCCCACCGAAGUAAAAGUUGUGAAAGAAGAAACUGGCAAAUUGAGAGUAUUCAAGACUGUGGAAACCAAACGGGCGAAUCAGAUGCAUGGCCUUUUCAGAACCCUGACAGACAACAUCAUCGUGGGCGUGUCAAAGGGAUUUGACAAGAGGCUUCAGUUAGUGGGGGUUGGGUACCGUGCGACAGUGGAGGGCAAAGACCUGGUGAUGAACCUGGGAUUCUCGCACCCUGUCCGGAUGGCUGUCCCAGAAGGACUUCAAGUGAAGGUGGAGGAGAACACGAGAAUCAUCGUGAGUGGGUACGACAAGAGCGAAAUCGGUCAGUUUGCGGCCACCAUAAAGAAAUGGAGGCCUCCGGAGCCAUACAAGGGGAAGGGUAUCCGGUACCAGGACGAGAUUGUCAGAAGGAAGGAGGGCAAAGCUGGGAAGAAGAAAUAGAAGUCUGUUUAUUUGUUUGUUUGCAUUCCAUACGUACUACUUUUGUUCCGUUUUCCCUCUGCAAUCCACCAUCUUCUGAGUACUACCAUGUUCUUUAGCCCUUGCACAAUUUAUAGAGAAAAACGUUACAGUUUACGCCA